Molecule: messenger RNA, 3354 nt
Organism: Theileria orientalis strain Shintoku
Lineage: Eukaryota; Apicomplexa; Aconoidasida; Piroplasmida; Theileriidae
Exons: 1
Coding region: 1-3354 (1117 amino acids)
Source: RefSeq, a predicted model, not a curated record
AUGAGUAAUAGACAUCCGAGUAUCAUUGAUGUAAUAGAAUCCUUCCUUUUGGGCCUCUCCUGCCUAAUCGGAGGAGACCAGUUUUACAUCUUGCUAUCGCAUACAAAUGUCUCAGUAAAGUUCCAGUAUUUACUACUAGUUUCUUUAUCUGUGGCAACUUUUAUCGCAGCUGCCAUUUGCGAUUGCCACACCGAUCUUUGCGUUAAUGGAGCCCAUUUGUGCUACGUGAUGCUCCUGGGGAGCCUCGUGGUGUUUGUAAACCAGAAGCUCAAGUCCUUCGUCGUAGUAACGGCCCUAACAUCGCUUAUCGCGGUCGUGGUAACGUACUUGGUUGUGCAGGCGUUCACACGCUACUCGAGGACCAGAAGGUACCUGCAAUCAUUCCUAUUAGGGUUAUUUUCAUCACGACUCUUCCCUAAUUUUGUCUGGUACUUCUACAAGAGGAGGUUCUUUGAGUACAUGUCGCAGUUGUACUCAGUCUCCCUCACACUCAUCACUGCUCGAUUCGCAACCUGCCUGCUGUCAAUGCUGAUAAAGGUGGGAAGGAGGAAGUUUAGCUUCUCGAGGGAGAAGGCGAACGGGCUGGUCGGGGGCUGGAGCCGCCUAGGGUUUGCGAAGGGGAACAGUGUGUUUCUGAACUUCUGCCAAAAGGUCAGAGUGUGCCUCUUCCCCUUUUUCGUUCUAAUAAUGUCCACGGCACUGUACCUGACUUUCCCGCCGACCCUGCUCGCCUCCCACUUCAACUACUCUUCCAACUUCACUGCCUCGCUGAGUUUUAUAGAAAUGUCGUUCCACCUGUUGGGAUGUUGUUUCGGUAUCGCAUAUCCAGUUUCGAAGACAGGUAAUGACCCGCGCUUCUACUUCAUUACCUUCUUCUUUUACAUAUUGUACUUCAACAGCCUGGCGAUGUACUACUACCUCAAGCACGCCUUUUCGCACUACUACAUGUUCCUGCUCGUGAUGAUCUCAGGCUUCUCACUCGGGUACCUCACGACGUACACACUGCACAUCGUGUACAACACGACACUCACUCAGACGUGCAUAACCAAGGAGCACUCCAACAGGCACUGCUGCUGUUCGAAGUUCUUCUCGGAGUGCUACUGCAGGUUCCUGAAGCUGAUAGGGAACGUCGACAAGACGCUUACCUUCAUAGGCAUGAACAGGUUCGACUGUUACAGGCCCGAAGUCUUCGGACAACGGACGUUCGUGUAUUCGAAGAAAGGAGACCACGCAAUCAUCAUAUGCCACUCUUCGGUGAAACUGACAACCAGGGUGAUUCAGGAGAAAGAGCGUGAAUUAUCCGCAACGUGCCCCUGUCUCAAGUUGAUUGGCAUUUACAAGUUGGAGAGUGUCACUGCGAGCACGUGCAACAACUGCCAGUUAUCGGUGAGGCUGGAGGCCUCGUCGCUUAACAUACCCGAAGAAGUGAUCAAGUGCACUCAGCAGGACUCGGGCGGAGACUGUUCAGCAAAAUGUUCAACCUGUUGCUUCACUGUGGACUGUUGCAAAAUGUGUAAAAACAGGACUACCACCAAGUUUAAGUGUUGCAAAAAGUGUAGAACUGUGUGUGAACAUGUUAAAAAAGACUAUGAAAAGUCUAAAACAGCAAAUCAACCACAAGCUGGAGCACAAACACAAGCUGGAGCACAAACACAGCCACCAGCACAAGCACAAGGUGGAACACAAAAAUCUGGGACAACGGGUGGAUCCGAAGCUAAGGAAAAAGAAGCCAAAAAUAUAGAAUUCACGCGAGUGUUCUUCUGUUACUCCAAGGACAAUAACACGUACUUUAGGGAGGUUUCUCCCUAUACCAAGCCCGAGUUCGACAGUGACCUGAAUGUGCAAGACGAGUUUUUGAUUAGGGAGAUGGCGAUAUCGUGUUGCUGCCACGCGGACCUGCAGGUUGACCUGCACUGUUCCAUGAAGAACAACUUCUUCAGACUCACCCAGAUCGAAUACAAGAACAAGAGACUGAAAAUAGAGUCACUGACCUUUUUGUCUAAGAAGUUUGAUGAUCAACCGGCUGAGGAACACUCAGCUCAAGAGUCCCAGAAACCAGAGGUGCCUCCACCUGCUAAGGUACCCGAGGUACCUAAAAAACCUGAGGCUGCACCUUCUACCGAACCCAAGGCGUCUGAAAAAUCGGCUAAGUGCUGCUGUGAGAGUUCGAGGUUUUCCAAGAUGUCAGUCAAGUAUAAGCUGCCCGAAAACGAUGAGGACUCGAUGAACGAAGACCUGAAGGAGCUCGUAAAGCAGCAGGUCCCCAGCGAAGACGAGAACUGCAGGUGCUCGGAAAAGUGCGAAGGCAAGUGCGACUGCUGCAAGAAGGGAAAGGGCAAGGGAUGCUGCUGCUGCCUCGUCUGCAAGCUGCCCGUGGACCCCGUGAGCUCCUUCAUUAAGAGAAUCGACUCGGUGCGAGUGAAGCUGGUGUGCACGACGCUCAUCGUGCUCACGGCAGUGUGCCUGCUCGUGGUCGUAUCCCUGUUCUUUAUGCGGGACAGGUUCAUCAUGCCGUACGCGUUCGACCCGAUGAUCACGUUCGCGGACCUGAUGCACAACGUGGACUACCACAGCCUACACUCGCGGCCCCGGAUCCAGGAGCUGAUGCAGCAGGCGGUGCGCCACUGCGGCCAGAGGGGAGCGAAGAAGGCGGAGCUGGCCUACAUGCUCAGGCUCUUCACGUGCGUGAUGAACCCGCACGAGGCCGACCUGCUGAACAAGUACCUCGAAAGCCACGUCCAAGAGUUCAUGAUCAGCUCGGCCAAGCAAUACAAGGCGGACGCGGUGAGCUGGUGCUACUGCUCCGGCUUCGUCUUCGCGUACCUCGCCUCGGUCUUCGGCGCAGUCCAGAGCUUCUUCUCCUACUGGGAGGAGCUCUGGCAGGGCGAAUACUCGGACUACCGCAGGCAGAUGUCGCCGCUCAUCAACAAGAUCGCGCACAAGUCCAAGUUCGCGCUCUCGCUCCUGAGCGAGGUGAAGAUCACGCAGCAGGCCAUCGACCUCAUCAACAGGACGCGCCUGCUCACCUGGAACGAGGUGCUCGACGAGCUCAGGCGCUAUACGGACCUGUACAGCGACGAGGUGAGGCUUAUCGAGUCGGGCCUCCCGCCCAAGUUCGACCUGCGGCUGCAGCACUUCCUGGACCGCUGGAACCACCGCGUGGACCACAUCAGGUACCUAGUCUCGACGCGGCGGUCGAUCUUCGACUGGGAGCCCUUUCUGAGCCAGUACGAGAACUUCAGAAUGUGGUACCGGUUCUUCAGGAUGUUCAUCGAGAGGUUCGAGGAGAUCGUCUCCUUCCCCCUCCGGGAGCUGAACGCGAACACCAGGGUGUUCGCGAACUACAAGAUUUAA